GCCGCCGGGCGGGCGGGCAGCCACCGGGCGGGGGCUGGGCUCCGCGCCGGCCUCUCCCGGGGCGCCCGAGGCUGCGCCCUGGGCUCCGCCGCCGCGGCCGGCGACCCCGUCUCCCUCCCGUGGCCCUUCCCAGGCGCUCUCCCGCCCCACGGCAGCAGUCGGUCCCGGCAGGCAGCCGUGCCCGCUCAUUGGCUGGCGCGCCCGUUCCGCCGUGACGCGCUGACAGACCCGGCGCCCUGUCCGUCUGGCGGGGAGUGCCAUGGCUGGCGUGGAGCUGUUCUCGCACCCCACGCUGCACACGCGCUACCGGGCCGGGCUCUGCUCCGCCGCGGCGCUGGCGCUGCUGCUCAUCACGGUGCUCACCUACGUGCCGCCGCUGCUAGUGGCCUACCGGAGCCACGGUCUGUGGCUGAAGCACAGCGCGUACCUGGAGCAGCCCACCGUUCGGUUCCGGUACGAGAUGCUCAUCGUGGCCACCCUCGGGCCCGGCCCGGGCAGCUUCUUGGCGUGGAGCACGUUCCCAGCGUUCAACAGGUUGCAGGAGGACCGGCUGCGGGUCCCGCUGCUGGCGACUAGAGAAGAAGACAAAAAUCAAGAUGGCAAAAUGGAUCAGUUGCACUUUAAAUUGGAACUUCCACUACAACCUACAGAACAUGUAGUUGGCGUUCAGCUGAUUCUGCUCUUUUCCUACCAGCUUUAUAGAAUGUCAACGUUUGUGAUGCAGAGCAUGGCUUUUCUUCAGUUCUUUUCUCCUGUGCCAGGGUCCCAGCUCUGUAUGAAUGGAGACCUGAAACUGAACCAGAGGCAAUUACUUAACCAUUGUGGACUGGAUACCAGAUACAAUGUGUCUGUGGUGAAUGGCACAAGUCCUUUUGCAAGUGACUAUGAUCUAACAAACAUCGUUGCAGCAUACUGGGAUAGAAAUGUGACAACAGUCUUUUCAGAUCCCAACCCUGUUUGGGUGGCUGGGAGAGCGACAGAUACACCAUUUAUCAUCAACGCCACUAUUCAUUACCCAGUGGAAGUUAUCUUAUAUCAGCCAGGAUUUUGGGAAGUGAUUAAAUUUGCCUGGAUCCAGUAUGUCAGCAUUCUCCUUAUCUUUCUUUGGUUGUUUGGUAGGAUUAAAAUGUUUGUGUUCCAGAAUCAGGUGUUAACUACAACUCCAAUAUCACCAGUUCUGCCAGUGUCUCCAGUACUGUCCUACAAACAGCACCAGUCCUGAGGAGAUGCCUGAGAACACUUAAAAGAAAUGUAGUUCAAAAAUAGAUCCCUGCUUUUAUUCUCUAUAUGUUUUUUACUUCAGAAGAUGAGAACUUUGUAAGUAUUUUUCAAGUACAUUCUGUUCAUGCUUCCCUCUUAACAUACAUGUUCGUUCAUCCACUUCUCUGGGAACACUGCUUUGUGACUGAAAAUUUUAGUAUUUUUGACAGCUAAAGAAGAACCUGGCCAUUUUUUUUCAGCUGGAACACACUUCAAAAACCAGUAGAAAGCAAUGAAACUGCUUUUGCAUGAUCUCAGUUUUUCUAAACCUUGAAGACUGAAAAUAAUAUGCUAACAGUAACAACAUAAGCCAGUUUUAAUGCCUUGUGAAUUAAUUCACUGCUGAAUUAAGAGUUCUGUCAA
Messenger RNA from Falco peregrinus (peregrine falcon), 1623 nucleotides. RefSeq names its product transmembrane protein 231 (gene TMEM231). Bases 260 to 1222 code for a protein of 320 amino acids. Lineage: Eukaryota; Metazoa; Chordata; Aves; Falconiformes; Falconidae. Gene Ontology annotation, biological process: cilium assembly; regulation of protein localization. The transcript has 7 exons. The record is from RefSeq and is a predicted model, not a curated record. Gene Ontology annotation, cellular component: ciliary membrane; ciliary transition zone.